GGGAGCGGGGGCGGGCCCCCCACGAGGUGUCCCGAGCUCCGUGCACACCCCAGCGUGCAGCGAGUGGGCACCGCGGCCGGGACUGCGCCGGGGGGUGGCAGGGAGAGGGACUGCUCAUGCUCAGUAACGGGGGCUCCGGUGGUUGGCGGCGCCCGGGGCAUGCGGCGCCUGCUCAGUUGCGGCACCGGGAAGUCGCGACCUGGGACCUGUGCGCAUGCUCAGUAGGGGGCGCCGGGUGGUCCGGGGCGCCGGGGGCAUCCUGCACAUGCUCAGUAGCGGCGCCGGGAAAUCGCGAUCGGGGAGCGGUGCGCAUGCUCAGUAGCGGCGCUGAGAAUCGCGACCUGGGAGCGGUGCGCAUGCGCAGCAGGAGGGCCGGAUGGUCCGACCCCGGGGCCCUCUGCGCUGGCCGAGCUUUAGGCGGUGGGAGCGCCGUGCGCGGGCUCAGCGUCGUGGUCCGCCCAGGCCGCCGUGCGCGCGCCCCGCGGACGGUCGAGGGCCGCCGCUGGGCCGUCUGGGUGGGCUCGGGGUGGGUCUGUGGGCCGCCAGGGCGCGCCGCGCGCAGUUAGUGGACCGCACGGGCGGGAGGCCGGGGACAGGCUGCCUGGGGCAGUGUGCGGGGCCCGAGUGGCGCGCCGGCGUCCUCCGCAGGGGCGGGUGUCCGAGCGUGGGGCCGCCCUCACCCCCUGGGCCGCAGGGUCCCGGCCGCCGAGCCCGCGGGCCGUCCGCUAGUGCGCGUGCGGGGCCGCGCUGCGGUUUGCCGGGGAGGCUCGGAGCGCGCUCGGGCCGACAGCCGGGGGCGGGGGGCUCGGCUGCCCCUCCCCCUCCGCCUCCGUCCCUGCCCCGCUCGUGCCCCGCUCGUGCCCCGCUCGUGCCCCGCGCGCUGUUUCAAGUAACUGAAACGUCCGCACCGGGCGCGCGGCCAGUCUCUCGCCGGCAGGACCGGCGCGUUCAGGAAGCGCCCGGAGCGCCCGUCGGUGUCCGCAGAGCGCACGGGCCGCAGGCGGGUCCCCGAGUCGGCGGCCGGCGCGGCUCCGUCUAGAGUGCGGUGCGCGCCCGCGGCGCAGGGCGUGAUGCGCGGCGGGGUCGCCCCACCGGGUCC
Messenger RNA from Mustela erminea (ermine), 1099 nucleotides. RefSeq names its product collagen alpha-1(X) chain-like. The record is from RefSeq and is a predicted model, not a curated record. Bases 377 to 1039 code for a protein of 220 amino acids. The transcript has 2 exons. NCBI's taxonomy places the organism in Eukaryota, Metazoa, Chordata, Mammalia, Carnivora, Mustelidae.